Molecule: messenger RNA, 831 nt
Organism: Dendrobium catenatum
Lineage: Eukaryota; Viridiplantae; Streptophyta; Magnoliopsida; Asparagales; Orchidaceae
Product: zinc finger MYM-type protein 1-like
Exons: 1
Coding region: 1-831 (276 amino acids)
Source: RefSeq, a predicted model, not a curated record
AUGAAGAACCAAGAACACAGUCUUCCAGGUUUAUGGUUAAGCAAAGAUGAUAAGAACAAAAAACAAUAUAGGAUCAUGUUGACUGCAGCCAUUGAUUGUGUUAGAUUUUUGUUACGUCAGGGAUUAUCAUUUCGUGGGCAUGAUGAGUCUUCCAAUUCAGAUAAUCGAGAAAAUUAUUUAGAGAUAUUUGACUUUCUAGCUUAUCAUAAUGAAGAAAUUAAGACAGUGACAUCCGCAUAUGCUAACUCUAAUCUGAAGUUAACUUCACCAAAAGUCCAGAAAGAAAUAUGUUUUGCUGCAUCAGCUGAAACUUUAAAAUUUAUCAUGAAAGAUAUUGGUAACUCAUAUUUCUCAAUUAUAGUUGAUGAAUCACGUGAUGUUUCUACGAAAGAAAAAUUUGCUAUUGCUGUGAGAUAUGUAGAUAAAUUGGGCCAAGUGAUUGAAAGAUUUAUAGGCAUCAAACAUGUCACAUUCACUAAUGCGGUUACACUAAAGGCAGCCAUUGAAGACAUUCUAGCCAAACACUCAUUGAGCAUACAAAGGAUGCGUGGUCAAGGAUAUGAUGCGGCAUCCAAUAUGCGAGGGGAAUUUCAUGGUUUAAAGGCCCUUAUUCUAAAAGAUAAUCUGCAAGUAUUUUAUGUUCACUGUUUCGCUCAUCAGCUCCAAUUAUGUUUGGUGGCAGUGGCAAAGAAUCAUUGGCAAGUAAAACAUCUGUUUGAGUUCACUUCUAGAAUUAUUAAUACUAUCGGGGCUUCUUGUAAGAGAUCAGAUGCUCUUAAAAUAUUCAGCAUGAUAAAGUACUUCUUCAUCUUAAAAAUGGCAAUCUCAUAA